AUGAAUGAAAAAUUUGAAACAAAAAUUGAACUAAAAGUUUUACUUGGUAGUAAAUCUAAAUCUGAAGACAUUCAAUUGACACUUGAUUUUAUUUUAUUUGAACAGGGAAAAGAGAAAUUUCAAAUUGGUAAAUUAAGUGAUUAUGUUAUUAAGCAAGAUCUUUUACUUGGACAACAAAUGUCUGUUUUGUUAUCAUGUCCAUUUCAAAUAAUAUCUCCAGAAUUUAUUAGUAUAUUAAAUUUACUUACAGAAACACUAAAACCAAUGUCUGUUUAUUUUUUUGUAACAAUUGGAAGAUUUUCAAAAAGUCAUGAAAAUUAUGAAUUAAUGAAUAAAGCUGUACAUAUAUAUAAAAUAGGAUGGGGUAAUUAUUAUUAUCCUGGUACUUUUAUUGAUCAUUAUAAUGUAACAGAAUUAUGGUCAAAAGAAUAUAUUAAUGAUAAUAUAGAGUUUCGUAGAUUAUAUGAAAAUAACUGUGGAAAUAUAUCACCUAUAUUUGCUGAUUUUUAUCAUGAUAGACAAUAUAUGGAAAUAUAUUUUGCCAUACCUAUGUGUAAUCAAGAUUGUACAAUUGAACAAAGAAAACAAAGUGUAGCUAAGAUUGUCUUAUAUUAUAAUAAAAUUAUUAAAAUGUCAAUUAAUGAUAUAAGAGAAGAUAAAAAAGAAAGUGGUAUGUACAUUGCAAGUCUUUAUUUUUGGACAAUGAAUCCUGUUUCAGUUUAUUAUUAUCAAUAUGUUGUUGCAAAAAUUGGUGAAAAAGAAAGAAAAUUCUGGGAGUAUAAACAAACAAGAUCAUUUAUUGAUGAAAAUUCAUCAUAUGUUAAAGAAGCUAUACAUGAAUCAUCAAUUUUUUAUAUUCAAUUAAGAUUAUCAAGUAAUGAUUUAAUGAAUUUAAUUGAAAGAUUUAAAUCUUUAACAUCAAAAGAGGUGGAGUUUACUAAUUGGAGAUUGUUAACUUUUGAUAGAAAUUUUUAUGUUGAAAAACCAUUUCAAAAUAAAGAAUGCAAAAAAAAAAUUGAUAAUCAAAGUGAUUUUUCAUUGUCUUAUUUAAUUGAUGCUGUUUUUUCACGUGGAUUUAAUAUCAAAGACCAACUAUUAACUUCUUCUAAAAGAAGAGAUGAUUUUUUAGAUAUGAUUUUAAAAUUUUAUCAGGAGAAUAGAAAAGUUACUUUACUUUCAUUGGAGUCAUUUAUUAAUAAAUUAGAUGAAUCAAUUGUUGUAGGAGAUAUUUUAAAUAUAUUUGAAUGGGUUUAUAAUAAUGAAUCUAAAAAUGUUGAAAUAACAGAUGCUAUAAAAGAACAUGAAAAAAAGGAACAUUAUGUAUAUGUUAGAAAAAUUGUUAUCACACCUACAAGAAAAAUUUAUAGACCACCAGAAUUAAUGAUGCAUAAUAGAAUGUUACGUCAAUUUGAUCCAAAUGGAAAAAAGACAUUAAGAAUUUUAUUUAGAGAUGAUAAUAAACGACCAAUAAAAGAAGUUAGGAAUGAAUAUAUUAUAGAACAAGUUUUAAAUGAUUGUCUUGAUAAUGGAUUAAAUGUUGGAGGUCAGUUAUACAAUUUUCUUGGAUCAUCAAACUCUCAAAUGCGUGAUGGAGGAUGUUAUUUUUAUAGGGGGACAACAGAUGAAAUAAUUGAAUUAAGGAAGAACUUUGGGUUUAUUAAACAGGAAGUUGUUCCAAAAAUGAUUGCACGUAUAGGGCAAUGUUUUACUCAGGCUUUAAUAGCAGAAAAGGCUAUUGUUCAAGAAAAUAGAAUGUUAAGAGAUCCUGACUAUGAAACUCCUCGUUGGAUAGGUAGCAAUGAAAAAGUUGGAUGUUAUUCAGAUGGAUGUGGAAUGAUUUCAUAUAAUAUGGCAGAAAACAUUUUUAAAAGUUUAAAUAUUUUUAAUCUUGUUUCCUCAUGCUAUCAAUUUCGUUUUAGAGGUUACAAAGGAGUUCUUUCUGUCUGUCCACAUUUAGAUAAAUCAAAUAAAUUAGCUGAAAAAAAUAAGAUUAAUCUUAUAGGUUUUGCAAGGAAAAAUAAUUCAAUACUUAAACAUGAAUUCGCAGUAGAUAGUGUUUUUAGAUUUUCACAAUUAAAAUUUAAAGGUAACUCAGAAGAUCGACAUCUUGAAAUUGUUAAAUCUUCACAACCAUCAUUACUUUCCUUAAAUAGACCAUUGUUAAACGUUAUGGAUCAAGUUUCAAAAAGACAGUCUUACAAAUGUAAUAAAAGAAUAUGUAACAGAGUUCAUGAAUUGUUUGAUGUUCAUGUUUCAUCAAUUAGAAAAUGCUUACUUACUGAAAGAGGAGCAUUUGAAAUUUUAUCUUCUAUGCCAAUAAAAUGUUUUGGUGUCAAUCAAUUAAAUAAUCCAAAAGUAGUUUCAUUUCAAGUAGAACCAUUUUUUAAAAGUAUGAUUAAUUCAUAUGCUUUAUUUCAAGUUCAAAAAGUUUUAAAAAAACUUAAAAUCCAAAUACCAUGUAAUAUGGGAAGAACAAUGUUUGGAAUAAUUGAUGAAACAGGUAUACUUGAAUAUGGACAAGUAUUUGUUCAAUAUCAUGAGAAUAUGAAUGUUAUGACAAAUAUGAAUGAUAUUAAUACAAAAAAAAUAAUUCAUAAAGGUAAAGUUAUGAUAACUAAAAAUCCUACUGUUGUAUCUGGUGAUGUAAGAAUUUUUGAAGCAGUUGAUGUUCCUGAACUUCAUGAUAUGGUUGAUGUAGUUAUUUUUCCACGUGAUGGACCACGUCCUCAUUCGGAUGAAAUGGCAGGAAGUGAUUUAGAUGGUGAUGAAUAUUCAGUAUUUUUUGAUGAAAGUUUAUUUAUUGACUACAAUAUGCCUGCUUUUGAUUUUGAUGCUGGUAAAUCUGUUAAAGAUGUUAAAGUAGGUGUUAAAGAUGAAAAUGAGUUAGAUAUAAGAAUGAAAGAAUUUAUCAAAGAUUUUUUAAAAACUGAAAGUAUUGGAACAUUAGCAUCAUCUCAUUUAAUGCAGUCUGAUUUUUUUGGACUUGAUUCUGAAGUUUGUGUUAAAAUUGCUAUUAAACACAACAAAGCUCUUGACUUUGCAAAAACUGGAGAAUUUCCAGAACAAUUAACUACAAGAUGGGAAGGAAAUGUACCACCAGAAACACCAAAAGUUGUGGCAGAUAUUUUUGAAUAUCGUGCUUUGAAAAAACCUUCCUAUGAAUCUAGUCGUUUGAUAGGAGAAUUGUUUAGACGUUUACACAAUUUAGAAACUCUUUUAUCUACAUCUUCUAGUAAUUUUGAAAAUGAUAUACAAAAAAAAAAUCCUUUAUUUGACAUAACUAAUUGGAAUGAACAAUAUACAUUAGCAACAAAAUUUUACUAUAGAUAUGCUGCUGCAAUCACAAGUCUUCAAGAUACAUAUGGAAUAGACAAUGAAGCUGAAUUAUUUAGUGGUUUCAGAUUAAAUGUUCGAAAUAAAAUUACAGAUAAUGAUGAUGAUGAUAUGUCUUAUUUCAAUACAGAUUUAGUAAUAAGAAGAAAAUUAAAAUUAAUUCUUUAUAAUUUUAAAAUUGAAAUACUUAAAAAUUUUGGUGAUAUAGAUAAAUUUUUUAAUGAUCUUCCUAAAGAAGAGUCUAAUGAACGUAUAGAAAUAGUUUUAGAACAACCUUUGGCAAUUUAUCCAGAAACUUUAAAAAAGUUUGUUAUUGCUGCUUAUCAUGUAUCAUAUGAUAUGGUUAAAUGUGGUGCAUUUAAUAUAUAUUCAUUUCCUUGGAUAUUUUGGGAUGUUUUAAAAAAAGUUGGUUCAUUGAAUUUAGUUAGAAUGGAAAAUAAACAAUUUAUUACUUCAAAAUAUUUUGAUUCUUUACUUACCAAUCAUAUUAAUGAAUAUAUUUUAUCAGAUACAAAAAAAGAUAGUUUUGAAAAAUUUUGUCAUGAAUUAAAAAAUAAUCAACAAUUAAAAGAAUGUUAUAGAUAUGUCAAACGAUAUAUUAAUUUGGAUAAAUUAUUAUAUUUUCUUUUAGAAUGGGCAAAAGAAUGGAAUAUUAUACCUAAAGUAAAUAAACAUUUGUUGAUUGUUUUGUUUAUUCAAUUAUUAUGUGGUUACUACAAUAUUAAUUCAAUUGAAUCAUAUAAUUUUAUAGAUAAAAUAUCAGAAUUAACAAAUGAAGAAUUGAUGACUCCAAUUGAUAUAAAUUCUAUUCACGGUGGUUCAGGAAGAUUUUGUCUUGACAUUCUUUCUUUUUUAAGUUCAUAUCAAUUUAAAAAUUUAAAUCAUAUAUUUGGAUGGGAUAUGGAAAUGGGAUGUGAAUAUGCUUUACUAAAUUUUGAAUGGAUUUCUAUUUACAAUGCUGCUGUAGAAACUAUUAAUAAUUUAGCUUUUUCUCAUACUUUUGAUGCAUUACCUCAAAUUAUAAAAAAAGUAUGUAAAUAUCAAAGUUUUCCACCUAUGACUGUAUAUUUACCAAAAGAAGUAUCAAUUUGUGCUUUAACAAUAUUUGAAAAAAUAAAAAGAAUUUCUGGUUUAAAAAAAAUUCAUCAUAGAAAAAAUGAAAAUUCAUAUAAAAGUAUAAAAAAUGUAACAGAAUGGGUUUUAACACCAAUUGGAACUUAUGAAUCAUAUAUAAAAUUUAAAGGUAUUGUUAGACCAGUGAUUCCCACAAGCAUAAAUAUUAUACAUGAAAUUGAUUUGGCUCAUUAUAUAGCAAUGAAGUUUUUUGCAAAAGUAAAUAAUGUUUCUAUUUUUAAUUCCUAA
Molecule: messenger RNA, 4695 nt
Organism: Strongyloides ratti
Lineage: Eukaryota; Metazoa; Nematoda; Chromadorea; Rhabditida; Strongyloididae
Product: RNA-dependent RNA polymerase, eukaryotic-type family-containing protein
Exons: 2
Coding region: 1-4695 (1564 amino acids)
Biological process (GO): siRNA processing
Cellular component (GO): nuclear RNA-directed RNA polymerase complex
Molecular function (GO): RNA-directed RNA polymerase activity
Source: RefSeq, a predicted model, not a curated record